Messenger RNA from Centropristis striata (black sea bass), 2484 nucleotides. Its product is annotated as hyaluronan-binding protein 2-like. NCBI's taxonomy places the organism in Eukaryota, Metazoa, Chordata, Actinopteri, Perciformes, Serranidae. Gene Ontology annotation, biological process: proteolysis. The record is from RefSeq and is a predicted model, not a curated record. The transcript has 13 exons. Gene Ontology annotation, molecular function: serine-type endopeptidase activity; calcium ion binding. The coding region runs from base 95 to 2098 and encodes 667 amino acids.
UGUACUUACACAAAUGUUUAGAAAAGUGCAAGUGAUCUGCCAGACAGUGCACUCUCAGUUUAUUCUCCUGGGUGUCUUCUGAUCCACUGCCACCAUGAACCUAAAGCUCCUGUUCUUUUGCCUCAUCUUGGCGGCGCUCCUCAUACCUGCUGAACUGAAGAAAGAAAAGCCCAAACAUCGUCAUCGUCAUAAUGACCGUCGUCGUCAUGGUCAUGGUCAUGGACGUGAUCAUGAUCGAGAGCUCCGGGGACCUGGGCGUCAUAAACAACACAGAAAGAAAGAGACAUAUUCUGAGAUAAUUAACGACUUCUUCUUUGCGAUUUUGGAUGGAGCUGGUGAUGACGAUGAUGAUGAAGAUCAAAGUGAUUCAGAAUGGCUUUUUGAUCUUCAAGAACAAAAUGGCAGGUGCGACCCAAACCCUUGCCUUAACAAUGGAGAGUGUGAGGAGAAAGGCAGGAAGAAUUUCAAAUGCGAUUGUCCCAAACCUUUCAGGGGAAGGAAAUGCGAGCGAACUCGAAAUAGGUGUAAAAGAGGUAGAUGUGGGCGUGGUGAAUGUGUCGUGACUUCAAACCCCCCAUUCUAUGAGUGCAAAUGCAAGGAGCCCUUCCAGCCUCCACACUGCAGACACUUUUCACUGUGUGAGCCUAAUCCAUGUAGGAACGGUGGACAAUGUGUUAAGGAUGGUGAUGACUUUGAUUGCGAGUGCCCUGAGGGGUUCAGAGGGCGUUUUUGCCAUGUUGGCCCAGAGGACUGCUUUGAUGAUGAUGGAGAGUCAUACCGUGGUAAUGUGAGUGAGACAGAUGACGGCCAUGAAUGCCUGUACUGGAACUCUCACUUCAUCCUGGAGAAUGGAGCCGAUCCUUUCAACUCCUUCGAGGACAGUGAUGGACUCGGUCCUCACAACUUCUGCAGAAACCCAGACGGAGACGGGAUGCCGUGGUGUUUCUACAGAAAAGGUCGCAAGUUGUUGUGGGACUAUUGUGAUGUCGAAGAGUGUCCUGAACCAACCGAUGAGACUCCUACUGAAAUUGUCCCAUCAGACUUUGCUCCCACUGUUCCCGAGGCCGAACCUACAGCACCUGAACCUACAGCACCUGAACCUCCAGUACCUGAACCUACAGCACCUGAACCUCCAGCACCUGAACCUACAGUACCGAAACCUAUAGAACCGAAACCUACAGUACCGAAGCCUAUAGAACCGAAACCUACAGCAGCUGAACCUAUAACAGUUGAACCUACAACAGCUGAACCUACAGCACCUUCCGAACCAAUAGCUACUACUGUCAUGCCAAGCGCCACAACACCACAACAGUUUGCCACCUGUGGGCAUGCUCAACCAAAAAAGUCCACUAAACGAAUUUAUGGUGGUCUGAAGACUCCUCCCGGGGCUGUACCGUGGCAGGUGUCUGUAAACGUGAGACCAAAGAACUCCAAACUGCCAUUCAGUCACACAUGUGGAGGAGCUCUCAUCGAGAGCUGCUGGGUUCUUACAGCUGGACACUGCAUUGAUCCAACUAGGGACAUGCAGGUGUCUAUGGGAGGUCUGACGCUGAAUACAGACGAAUCCACCGAGCAAACCAUUGGAGUUGAACAGGCUAUCAGACACGAGAACUACAGAGAGACUCCAUCAGCUGUUUACAACGACAUAGCCUUGUUGAAGCUGAAAGGGACUGAUGGAGUGUGUGCCAAUGAGACCCAGUUUGUGAAAACAGUGUGUCUGCCUGAUGCCCAACUGCCUGAUGGGAUGGAGUGUAAAAUCUCUGGAUGGGGAGCCACUGAGAACUCUUCAUAUGGCUCAAGCCACCUCUUGGAUGCCAAUGUGCUGCUGAUCAACCAGGAAAAAUGCUCUGAACCCAAAAUUUAUGGAAAGAUCCUGGAUAUUUCAAUGUUCUGUGCUGGCCACCUGCAGGGAGGGGUGGAUUCCUGCCAGGGUGACUCUGGGGGACCACUGACCUGUCAAUCAAACCACACCAGUGUUAUUUAUGGUGUGGUGAGUUGGGGAGACCAAUGUGGAAGGAAGAACAAACCCGGAGUCUACACACGGGUCACUCAGUUCCUGAACUGGAUCAGGUCGAAGACUCAGGCACCAUCUGCAUAAGCAAACUUUUGUUUGUAAUUUGUUUUUAUAAUUCCAAUCGCACUGGCAGUGGCAUUUCUUAUUAAUUGAGCACAACUACACUUAACACAACCAUUAUAAAAAGAGAGAAAGAAACACUGUAAAACUACUAUACUUAAUCAAAUUUUCCUUGGUUUUCCGCUGAAUAUGUUCUUUCAUUCAAAUGGCAGUGGAAUUUCUUAAUAAUCAUGCACAAUAAUACUUAAUACAACCAUCAUUAAAACAUUUUUUUUAAAAAGAUGCUUUAUCAUUUAUGUGAAAUGUAUUGUGGCCAAGAAAAGAAAAGCCUGAAAUCUACUUUACCUCUAAAUGUGAUAUUUAAUUGGAUUUCCCUUGAAGCUUUUCAUUUAUUCAAGUCCAGAGCCAUC